AUUAUGUACCACAUGAUCAAGUACGACGAAAGCGGACGUUUAAUUUAAAACGAUGCUAUCACCGGAAGUUCCUAACUCUGUUGUAUCUGCGUGCUUGACGGUCGUCAGUAAAAGCGCCGUGAGUAGCAGUAUUUCGCAGAACAUUCGAGAGGUCCCCCAAACCCCGAGGACUUUCCAGAUAACCCCAUUCUGUCUCUGAGCCUGGCACCUGCACUGUUUGGACGCUUUAGGGUGUUUAACUGUGCAUCUUUGAGAGCCAAAAAAAUCAUUAAGAACCCUGCUGCAAUCAAUACAACACCAGCACCGGCUAUCGACCACCGUUCACUGCGGCUCUUGGACGAUCAGCGUUGUGUUUAUGUCUUUGUUUUGCGAAAACGGCUCGACCUCUGCUCUUCUGAGACACCUCAGCUGCGGACAUCACUGUGUCCCUGACAAACCAGUUAGCUGUUGCGCAGCCGUUGGAACCUGUGUGGUGGACAUCUAGCCUUCAAGCAAGGAGCUUGCGGCCACAGCGGCACAGCGUUUUUCAUGUCAGAGACCGAGCGCGCUUGCAGUCGUUUAUGUCAUCCCCUCUUUUCCAGACAGAAGAUCCCGAAAAAUCCCCAACCAAGAUCCUUUUAUCUUACUGAUAGUGCUAACAUCCAGCCAAAAUGUCUGUCAACGUCAACCGCAGCGUGUCAGACCAGUUCUAUCGCUACAAGAUGCCCCGUCUGAUUGCCAAGGUUGAAGGCAAAGGGAAUGGAAUCAAGACGGUCAUUGUCAACAUGGUUGACGUUGCAAAGGCACUGAACAGGCCUCCAACAUACCCGACCAAGUUUUUUGGUUGUGAACUAGGUGCUCAGACCCAGUUUGAUACCAAAAACGACCGUUACAUCGUCAACGGAUCCCACGAGGCGAACAAGUUGCAGGACAUGCUUGAUGGGUUCAUCAGAAAAUUUGUGCUGUGUCCUGAGUGUGACAACCCUGAAACUGAUCUGCAUGUCAAUCCCAAGAAACAAACCAUUGGCAAUUCCUGUAAGGCCUGUGGAUACCGCGGCAUGCUAGACACCAGACACAAACUCUGCACGUUCAUCCUCAAAAACCCACCAGAGAGCACUGAUAAUGGAUCUGCAUCUGUAAAGAAAGAGAAGGAGAAGAAGAACCGCAAGAAGGACAAGGAGAACGGCUCUGGCAGCGGAGAGGCUGGAAACCACGACAACUUUGACGCUCCUCAGGCUGUGGAUGGAGACGACGAUGAUGAGGACUGGGCGGAGGAGACCACAGAGGAGGCGCAGAGGCGGCGAAUGGAGGAGAUCAGCGACCAUGCCAAGGUCCUUACGCUCAGCGAGGACCUGGAGAAACCCCUGGAGGAGAGGGUCAACCUGUUCUACAACUUUGUGAAACAAAAGAAGGAGAGUGGAACCAUCGACGGCGCUGAUAAGGAGAUCUUGGCGGAGGCGGAGCGUCUGGAUGUGAAGGCCAUGGGCCCACUCAUCCUCAGCGAGCUGCUCUUCAACGAGAACAUCCGCGACCAGAUAAAGAAGUACAAACGCCACUUCCUGCGAUUCUGCCACAACAACAAGAAGGCCCAGAAGUAUCUGCUUGGAGGUUUUGAGUGUGUCGUGAAGCUGCAUCAGGUCCAGCUGCUGGCUCGUGUUCCCAUCAUCCUCAAAGACCUGUACGAUGCAGACAUGCUGGAGGAAGAUGUCAUAUUCGCCUGGGCGGAGAAGGUUUCUAAGAAGUACGUCUCUAAGGAACUUGCCAAGGAGAUCCACGCCAAGGCUGCUCCUUUUGUCAAAUGGCUGAAGGAGGCAGAGGAGGAGAGCGAAGGCAGCGACGAAGAAAAGGAGGAAGAUGAUGAGAACGUAGAGGUGGUGUAUUCUUCCUCCGCCCGCGAGCUCAAAGUGGAGACUGUCAAACCAGACACACCUGACAAAGAAGAGGACGACAUUGACAUUGAUGCGAUCUGAGAGACUCGGAUGAUGAUGAUGCUUUUCUUGUGUUGUGGCUUUGAUUCACGAUGCCCUGUACGACCUAAAUGGCUGGCCUUUCCCUCCUUUACUUAACCCUCCCCCUCCCCAAACCCACAACCCUCCUCUGCUUUGUGGCAUGACUUAACAUAGCGCUUUACUUGCUGCACAUUAACUCUGUAAUUUUGAGAUGUAUUCAGUUGAUGAAAUGAAGUCGCUUGGGGGAUUUUAAUCAUGGGUGUUUGGGGAUCAUUUUGACUGCACUUUUUUGUUUUGGUCCCUGUAUUUUUCCAGUCAAUAAAGAAUGAAUGUUUUGCUAUCCACCACA
Messenger RNA from Siniperca chuatsi (mandarin fish), 2277 nucleotides. It is a transcript of the gene eif5, whose product is annotated as eukaryotic translation initiation factor 5. Bases 651 to 1949 code for a protein of 432 amino acids. Gene Ontology annotation, biological process: formation of cytoplasmic translation initiation complex; formation of translation preinitiation complex; translational initiation. The transcript is spliced from 13 exons. The record is from RefSeq and is a predicted model, not a curated record. NCBI's taxonomy places the organism in Eukaryota, Metazoa, Chordata, Actinopteri, Centrarchiformes, Sinipercidae. Gene Ontology annotation, cellular component: cytosol. Gene Ontology annotation, molecular function: eukaryotic initiation factor eIF2 binding; GDP-dissociation inhibitor activity; translation initiation factor activity.